AUGCGUCCCGAGGUCGAGCAGGAGCUCUCGCACACGCUGCUCAUUGAGCUGCUCGCAUACCAAUUUGCCUCGCCCGUGAGGUGGAUUGAGACGCAGGAUGUCGUCCUCGGCGAGAAGACGACGGAGCGCAUCGUCGAAAUCGGCCCCGCAGACACGCUCGGUGUCAUGGCGAAGCGCACACUCGCCAGCAAAUACGAAGGACACGAUGCGGCGCGGUCGCUGCAGCGUCAAAUUCUGUGCUACAACAAGGACGCCAAAGACAUCUACUACGAUGUAGACCCAAUAGAGGAGGAACCAGAGGCUCCAGCGGCGAGCAGCGGGGGUGCUUCAUCAGCGCCCGCCUCUGCACCCUCCGCUUCAGCGCCCGCUGCUGCUGCAGCACCACCUCCACCAAGUGCUGGACCUGCAGCCCAGGUGCCAGAUGCGCCAGUCACAGCCACGGACAUUGUCCGGACACUGGUGGCCCAGAAGCUCAAGAAACCGCUCGUGGACAUCCCGCUGAGCAAGGCCAUCAAGGAUUUAGUCGGAGGCAAGUCUACCCUACAAAACGAGAUUCUCGGAGACCUGGGCAAGGAGUUUGGCUCAACUCCCGAAAAGCCCGAAGAUACCCCUCUCGACGAGCUCGGUGCUGCGAUGCAGGCUACAUUCAACGGUCAGCUUGGAAAGCAGUCUUCUUCUCUCAUUGCCCGCAUGGUGUCAGCCAAGAUGCCUGGUGGCUUCAACAUCACAGCUGUGCGAAAGCACCUCGAGACAAGAUGGGGACUGGCGCAGGGACGACAAGACGGAGUUUUGCUGCUCGCCAUCACCAACGAGCCAGCUGCACGUCUCGGCUCAGAAGCCGACGGCAAGGCUUUCUUGGACGAGCAGGCAAACAAGUACGCAGGCAUUGCCGGAAUCAGUUUGUCUGCCCCUACAGCCGGUGGCGACGCUGGUGGUUCGGGUGGUGGCAUGAUGAUGGACCCUGCGGCCAUUGACGCGCUUACCAAGGACCAACGCGCACUCUUCAAGCAGCAGCUUGAGCUUUUCGCACGAUACCUCAAGAUCGAUCUUCGUGCGGGUGACAAGUCCUUCGUCGACUCGCAAAAGGCGCAGUCUACGCUCCAAGCUCAGCUUGAUCUCUGGACCACCGAGCACGGCGAGUUCUACGCCUCCGGUAUCGAGCCUCAAUUCACACCACUCAAGGCUCGUGUCUACGACUCAUCAUGGAACUGGGCACGUCAAGAUGCUCUCACCAUGUACUACGACAUCAUCUUCGGCAAGCUUAAGGCGGUCGAUCGUGAGAUUGUCAGCCGUUGCAUCGCCAUCAUGAAUCGCUCAAACCCUCUCCUUCUCGACUUCAUGCAAUACCACAUGGACCACUGCCCUACUGAGCGCGGUGAGACAUACGAGCUUGCAAAAGAGCUUGGUCAACAGCUUAUCGACAACUGCAAGGAGGUUCUGAACGAGGCUCCAGUCUACAAAGAUGUCGCAGUACCCACCGCGCCACACCUGGAGAUUGAUGCCAAGGGCAACAUGAACUACGAGGAAGCCCCAAGAGCGAGCGUUCGCAAGCUUGAGCACUACGUGCGCGAGAUGGCUGAGGGUGGAAAGCUGUCCGAGUACGGCAACCGCACCAAGGUUCAGAAUGACCUGCAAAGAAUUUACAAGCUCAUCAAGCAGCAACACAAGCUUUCCAAGUCAUCACAACUCCAAAUCAAGAGCCUCUACAGCAACGUCAUUCGUUCAUUGUCAAUGAACGAGGGUCAGAUCAUGCCCCACGACAACGUCAAGGCUAUUGGAGGCAAGAGGGGCCGUAAUGGUCGCGUCAAUGCCUCUGCCAAGCAAGGCAAGGUUGAGACGAUUCCUUUCUUGCAUCUGAAGAGGAAGGACGACCAUGGCUGGGAGUACAGCAAGAAGCUCACUGGCGUCUACCUAGACUGCUUGGAGGAGGCUGCUAAGUCCGGUGUCACUUUCCAGGGCAAGUAUGCUCUUAUGACGGGCGCUGGUGCUGGCUCCAUCGGCGCGCAAGUCCUUCAAGGUCUUAUCAGCGGUGGUGCCAAGGUCGUUGUCACAACUUCCAGGUUCUCCCGCGAAGUCACCGAGUACUACCAAUCCAUGUACUCGCGGUACGGUGCUCGGGGCUCUCAACUCAUUGUUGUACCCUUCAAUCAGGGUAGCAACCAGGAUGUUGAGGCUCUAGUUGACUACAUCUUCGACACCAAGAAGGGUCUUGGUUGGGAUCUCGAUCUCAUCGUUCCCUUUGCCGCCAUUCCGGAGAACGGUCGCGAGAUUGACAGCAUCGACUCCAAGUCGGAGCUUGCUCACCGUAUCAUGUUGACCAACCUUCUGCGCAUGCUUGGAGCUGUCAAGAAACAAAAGCAGACUUACGGUUACGAGACCCGCCCAGCACAAGUCAUCCUGCCAUUGUCCCCUAACCACGGAACCUUUGGUAACGAUGGUCUCUACUCGGAGUCUAAGAUGUCACUCGAGACUCUCUUCUCAAGGUGGCACUCGGAGAGCUGGGGUAACUACCUCACCAUCUGCGGUGCUGUUAUUGGUUGGACUCGUGGUACUGGUCUGAUGGGUGCCAACAACAUUGUUGCUGAGGGCAUUGAGAAGUACGGUGUGCGUACUUUCUCCCAGCAAGAGAUGGCCUUCAAUUUGCUUGGUCUUAUGGCACCACCGAUUGUCGACCUCUGCCAGGUCGAGCCUGUGUGGGCAGAUCUCAACGGUGGCUUCCAGUACAUCCCCAACCUGAAAGACCUCAUGACCGAUCUGCGCAAGGAACUCACUGAGACGAGUGAUAUCCGCAGAGCUGUUAUCAAGGAGAAUGCCAUUGAGAACAAGGUUGUCAACGGCGAGGCCAGCGAAGCCCUGUACAAGAAGGCCACGGUCGAACCCCGAGCAAACAUGAAGUUCAACUUCCCUAAGCUACCCGACUGGGAUACUGAGGUCAAGCCUCUCAACGACAACCUGAAGGGUAUGGUUGAUCUUGAGAAGGUCGUCGUCGUCACUGGUUUUGCUGAGGUUGGACCCUGGGGUAACUCCAGGACACGCUGGGAGAUGGAAGCAUAUGGCGAGUUCUCCCUUGAGGGAUGUGUUGAGAUGGCAUGGAUCAUGGGCCUCAUCAAAAACCACAACGGUCCACUCAAAGGAAAGAGCUACUCCGGAUGGGUCGAUGCCAAGACUAACGAGCCGAUUGACGACAAGGAUGUCAAGCCCAAGUACGAGAAGUAUAUCCUUGAGCACGCUGGUAUUCGUCUCAUCGAGCCCGAACUCUUCAACGGUUACGAUCCCAAGAAGAAGCAACUCAUGCAGGAGAUCCAGAUCGAGGAGGACCUCGAUCCAUUCGAGGCUUCCAAGGAGACUGCCGAGGAGUUCAAGCUGGAGCAUGGCGACAAGGUCGAGAUCUUCGCGAUCGAGGGCUCUGCCGAGUACACUGUUCGUAUGAAGAAGGGUGCUACACUCCUCCUUCCCAAAGCUCUGCGCUUCGAUCGUCUCGUUGCUGGCCAAGUCCCUACUGGCUGGGACGCCAAGAAGUACGGUGUGCCCGAUGAUAUCAUCUCUCAGGUCGACCCGGUAACACUCUUUGUACUCGUCUCUACUGCGGAGUGUCUGCUUGCCAGUGGUAUCACUGAUCCCUACGAGUUUUACAAGUAUGUCCACAUUUCUCAGGUCGGUAACUGCGUCGGUUCCGGUAUUGGUGGUACUACCGCCCUUCGUGGAAUGUACAAAGACCGCUUCAUGGACAAGCCAGUCCAGAAAGAUAUCCUGCAGGAGUCUUUUAUCAACACCAUGAGCGCCUGGGUCAAUAUGUUGCUCCUUUCAUCUACCGGACCUAUCAAGACUCCCGUCGGUGCUUGUGCCACUGCUGUUGAGUCUUUGGACAUUGGUUACGAUACCAUUGUCGAAGGAAAGGCCCGUGUCUGCUUUGUUGGUGGUUUCGAUGACUUCCAGGAGGAAGGUUCAUAUGAAUUCGCCAACAUGAAGGCUACUAGCAACGCUGAGGACGAGUUUGCUCACGGACGUACACCCAAGGAGAUGUCGCGCCCUGCCACAACAACCAGAAAUGGCUUCAUGGAGUCGCAAGGUUGUGGUAUGCAAGUUAUCAUGGACGCCAAGCUGGCUCUCGACAUGGGAGUCCCCAUCUACGGUAUCCUUGGUUUCACUGCCACAGCGACUGACAAGAUUGGUCGUUCCGUUCCUGCUCCAGGCAAGGGCGUGCUGACUACCGCGCGAGAGACCCCGUCCAAGUUCCCAUCCCCACUCCUUGACAUCAAGUACAGGAGACGACAGAUGGAUCUCCGACGCAAACAGAUCAAGCAGUGGCAAGAGUCAGAAAUCCUGUACCUCCAGGAGGAAGUUGCAGCGAUGAAGGACGCCACUGGCGAGGACUUCGACGAGGCUGCUUAUCUUGAGGAGCGUGCUUCCAACAUCGAAAUGGAAGCUAAGCGACAAGAAAAGGAUGCGCUAAACAGCCUGGGCAACAACUUCUGGAAACAGGAUUCACGCAUCGCUCCUCUUCGUGGUGCCCUUGCUACUUGGGGUCUUACUAUCGACGAUCUCGAUGUCGCUUCUUUCCACGGUACUUCUACCAUGGCAAACGACAAGAACGAAUCCGAUGUCAUCAACCACCAAAUGCGUCAUCUUGGUCGUAAGAAGGGCAAUGCGCUGCUGAGUAUUUGGCAGAAGCAUCUCACUGGCCACCCCAAGGGUGCUGCCGGUGCUUGGAUGUUCAACGGCUGCUUGCAGGUGCUCAAUUCCGGUCUUGUACCUGGCAACCCCAAUGCCGACAACAUCGACAAGAACAUGGAGCAGUUUGACUACAUUGUUUACCCAUCCCAAUCCAUUCAGACUGAUGGUGUAAAGGCAUUCUCCGUCACUUCAUUCGGUUUCGGACAGAAGGGAAGUCAAGCUAUUGGUAUUCAUCCCAGGUACCUCUUCGCCGCGCUUGAGCAUCACCAGUUCGCCGCCUAUAAGCAGAAGGUUGAGGCUCGCCAAAAGAAGGCCUACCGAUACUUCCACGACGGUCUUAUCAACAACACCAUGUUCCGCGCCAAGGACAAGGCACCAUAUGAGGAUGAGAAGAUGCAAGAGGUCUUCCUUAACCCGCAAGCGCGUGUCACCAUGGACAAGAAGACCUCUACAUACAGCUAUGCAAAGACCCCUGCUACCAAGAAAGACAAGAAGGCGCAGGAGACAAUGAACAUGGUUGAACAGCUCACCAAGGCCACUGCUUCCUCCAACAGCAAAGUUGGUGUCGAUGUUGAGAGUCUCAGUGCGCUGAACAUUGAGAACGAGACCUUCAUCGAGCGCAACUUUACGGAGAAGGAGAUUGCAUACUGCCAGAAGGCACCAAACCCUCAGGCAAGCUUCACUGGAAAGUGGUCAGCCAAGGAGGCUGUCUUCAAGUCCCUAGGUGUCAAGGGGCAAGGCGCCGGUGCUCCGCUGAAGGAUAUUGAGAUCGUCAACGACGAGUCUGGUGUUCCAACCGUACAGCUCUAUGGUCAGGCUCAAGAAGAAGCCAACCGCGUUGGUGUCAAGAGCAUCAACAUUAGCAUCAGCCACUCUGACGACCAGGCUGUUUCAGUCGCGAUUGCGCAAUGUUAA
Alternaria arborescens is the source of this 5589-nucleotide messenger RNA. RefSeq names its product Fatty acid synthase subunit alpha. NCBI's taxonomy places the organism in Eukaryota, Fungi, Ascomycota, Dothideomycetes, Pleosporales, Pleosporaceae. The coding region runs from base 1 to 5589 and encodes 1862 amino acids. The record is from RefSeq and is a predicted model, not a curated record. Gene Ontology annotation, molecular function: 3-oxoacyl-[acyl-carrier-protein] synthase activity; fatty acid synthase activity; holo-[acyl-carrier-protein] synthase activity. The transcript is spliced from 3 exons. Gene Ontology annotation, biological process: long-chain fatty acid biosynthetic process. Gene Ontology annotation, cellular component: fatty acid synthase complex.